This is a messenger RNA of Echinops telfairi (small Madagascar hedgehog), 2044 nucleotides long. RefSeq names its product syndecan binding protein (gene SDCBP). Gene Ontology annotation, biological process: positive regulation of transforming growth factor beta receptor signaling pathway. Bases 113 to 1006 code for a protein of 297 amino acids. The record is from RefSeq and is a predicted model, not a curated record. Gene Ontology annotation, cellular component: plasma membrane; cytoplasm. Gene Ontology annotation, molecular function: syndecan binding. The transcript is spliced from 9 exons. NCBI's taxonomy places the organism in Eukaryota, Metazoa, Chordata, Mammalia, Afrosoricida, Tenrecidae.
CGGCUCCUCCGGUCUUCGCGGUUUUCCUGCCUUCGGGUGUUGAAAAUCUAUUCCCGGACCCGGAGGCAACGGUUGGGAACGUCUCGUUGCGACCCAGAAAAACUCUGCAAAAAUGUCUUUGUAUCCAUCUCUUGAAGAUCUGAAAGUAGACAAAGUAAUUCAGGCCCAAGCUGCCUUUUCAGCAAACCCUGCCAACCCAGCAAUCCUGUCAGAAGCAUCUGCUCCCCUCUCUCAGGAUGGAAAUCUAUAUCCUAAACUGUAUCCAGAGCUCAGUCAGUACAUGGGUCUGAGUCUAAAUGAAGAAGAAAUAUGCACAAACAUGGCCAUGGUCCCUGGAGCACCAGUGCAAGGGUUGGUAGUAAGACCUUCUAGUAUGAAUCAUAUGGUGGCUCCUAUAACUGGUAAUGAUGUUGGAAUUCGAAGAGCAGAAAUUAAGCAAGGGAUUCGUGAAGUUAUAUUGUGUAAAGAUCAAGAAGGAAAAAUUGGCCUCAGGCUGAAAUCAGUAGAUAAUGGUGUAUUUGUGCAGUUGGUCCAGGCUAAUUCUCCAUCAUCUUUGGUUGGCCUUAAAUUUGGAGACCAAGUACUCCAGAUUAAUGGUGAAAACUGUGCUGGCUGGAACUCAGAAAAAGCACACAAAGUACUCAAACAGGCAUUUGGAGAGAAGAUUACCAUGACUAUUCGUGAUAGGCCCUUUCAACGAACUGUUACCAUGCAUAAGGAUAGUACUGGGCAUGUUGGUUUUAUCUUUAAAAAUGGAAAAAUAACAUCCAUAGUGAAAGAUAGUUCUGCAGCCAGAAAUGGUCUUCUCACCGAACAUAACAUCUGUGAAGUCAAUGGGCAGAAUGUCAUUGGAUUGAAGGACUCUCAAAUUGCAGACAUACUGUCAACAUCUGGGACUGUAGUUACUAUCACAAUCAUGCCUGCUUUCAUCUUCGAACAUAUUAUUAAACGGAUGGCACCGAGCAUCAUGAAAAGCCUGAUGGAUCAUUCCAUUCCUGAAGUGUAAAAGUCAAGUCAUAAUGAAAAUGUACCUCAACUUCUCCAGUUCACUUCUCUGACGACUCUGUAUUAUGCACAAGCAGCUUUCCAGGAGCCAAGCAAAUGCUGCAUGAGGACCUGCCUUUCUCCCUUAUAUAUGGCUGGGAAAUUUACCCUCUUAACCUGUAUCUUGUUCACACUUCAAGAUAGUUGUAGCCUUAUCCUGGUUUUACAGAUGUGAAACUUUCAGAAGACGUACUGACUUGCAUAAAUUCGUUUCUCUACUGGAAACGUGAUGCUUCUGUAAGCCAUUAUGAUUAAGGUAACUGCUGCAGGCUUAGCUUUGUUAGCCACUUUUCUUCAAGAUCGGAGAACUGAUCAUACUACUUCAUUUCUAUGGUAUAUUUGUAUUUUAAUGUGUUGCUUGAUUACAAUUAGAAUGGUUACCUUUGAUUUUUAGUUGUGUGUGUAUAAACACCAAUUAAGUGACAUUCAUUUUAUUCCAUGUAAGCAUUAGCAUAUGUAAACCCAAGAGAUUGUGAUUAUCAUUUAGUUUUAACCACCUUCACUUAAUAUGCUUGAACUGUCUGCUUAACUGUGUUAAGCAUCAAUAGAAGCCAAAAUACAAUUAUUGCUGCCUUUUGAAAAUCCAAGAUGUAGUUCCAUAUUAAGCAGAAAUGUAUACUAACUUAGAACAAUUUAAUGGUACUUAUGAGCUAUUGCAUAGCUAUUUAGUUGUAUUUGAGAUUUUUCUAGUAAAAUUGCAUAAUGGAAAUCGUCUUUCUAUAUUUACGGCUAUCACUUUUCUGGAAAAAUGGAUUGCUAUAUAUUUAAUGUAAAAAUUCUUAUACUAAACAGGAUGAACUUUUUACGCCUGCAUUUCAUUUGUAGAUUAAGUGAGAUAAUAACUAAUUAUGGCAUUAUAUAACCAAGCUACUUUGAAAUUAUCUUCAAAUGUCUUCUUGGUCAUUUGUUGACUCUUCUCUGCCAACAAAAAGGCACUAACACUAUCUUGAUACUUUUUGUUUUAUGCUUAUUCUAUUUUAAUUAAAUAUGUAUCAAAGUU